UGUCUUUUCUUUUUCUUUGGCUAUUUCAUUCACUGUAUAUGUUCUUCUUCGUAGUUUCAUUAAACCCAUUGUUCAUAAUACAAUUUAGUCAUUAUGUUAUCGUCAACUUCAAAUCCUCCAGUAAAUGAUAUUCAUCAGAAGAGUUUUCUCCAAUUAUCGUCAUUUAUCUUUGCCUCUAAAAUCAGAAAAUUUUGUGAGAAAUUGUUAUUGUGGUCCAGAAAUAAAAACAAAAACCCAGUUUGAGAGUUUUGUAAGGGAUCAAUGCAACUCUGGGAGGGUUAAAAAUCUUGAUGUUGCAACGGCUUACUUUGAUACAAUGAUUUCCAUGAACCCGUUACCAUCUACUGAUACUUUUAAUCAUCUAUUAACUUCAAUAUCCAAGCUUACAUGUUAUUCUGCUGUUUUCCCGUGGUAUAAAAAGAUGAAUACUGCCGGUAUCCGACCUGAUGUUUAUACAUUGAGUAUUCUGAUACAUUGUAGUUGUCAAUUGAAUCAAGUUGAUUGUGGAUUUUGUUUGUUUGGUGAAGUUUUGAAGAGGGGUUAUGAUCCUAAUGUAGUGACUUACACUACUUUGAUAAAGGGUCUUUGUAUGCAAGAACGCAUAGGUCCUGCACUAAAACUGUUUGACAAAAUGAUUGAGCAAGGAAUUCAACCGAAUGCUGUUACAUUUAAUACCCUUAUAUGUGGGCUUUGUAGGAAUGGGGAAGUAAGUCUUGCUCUAGAGUUGCAAGGGAUGAUGGUGAACUGCAAUUGUAGUCCUAAUGUGAUCACUUACAGUACUCUUAUUCAGGGCCUGUGUAUGCAGGAGAUGAUAGGUCCUGCAGUUGAUCUGUUUGAGAAAAUGACCGAGCAAGGUAUUCAACCUAAUGCUGUUACAUGUGGGUCUAUUAUAUGUGGGCUUUGUAGAAAUGGGGAAGUCGAUCUUGCUCUAGAGUUGCAGAGGAUGAUGAGGAAAUGGAACUGUAGUCCUAAUGUGGUCACUUAUACUUCUGUGAUUCAUGGAUUUUGCAGUACUGGCAAGUUAAAUCAAGCAAUGGAACUCUUUGUUGAGAUGUACAGUAGAGGAAUCUUACCAAACACAGUAACACUCACUGUAUUAUUAGAUUCUUUAUGUAAAGAUGGGAGAAUGAAGGAUGCUUGCCAUGUCUUUGAAUGGAUGACCAAGUUAGGAAAGGAGCCUGAUGUGGUAACGUAUAACUCGAUGAUCAAUGGUUUCUGCAAGAAUUACAGAUUGGAUGAAGCCAUUCAACUCUUCUACAAAAUGGAACAAAAUGGUAUUAAAGCCAACCAAGUUACAUAUAGUACCCUAAUUGCUGGACUAUGCCGAGUUGGAAAAGUUAGCACCGCAGGACGCUUAUUUGAUGAGAUAAAAUCUAGUGGACAGCCAUUGGGGCUAAUUGCAUAUGGUGCACUGUUGGAUGGGCUCUUCAAGAACCAUGAAUUUGGCAAAGCAAUCGAACUUUUUGAUUCCCUGGAGGAUAAUGGCUGUGAAGCUGAUAUUUGUAUGUACACUGUACUCAUUGAUGGGUUGUGCAAAUCUGGGAAACUGGAAUAUGCAAGAAAACUAUUUUGUGAACUUCGUAAUAAAGGAUUAGUGCCGAACGUGAUGACAUAUACAGUAAUGAUCAAUGGCCUAUGCAGGAAAGGGAUGUCAUUUGAGGCUGAGAAACUUAUUGCUGAAAUGGAAAGCAAUGGUUGCUUACCUAAUGCAAUCACGUAUAACACCAUCAUAUUAGGUUUUAUUCACGAACAAGAGGUCGAUAAGGCAAUUCAAUUUCUUCACGAAAUGUGUGAAAGAGAGCAUGUUCCUGACACUGCUGUAACUUCGUUGUUAAAGAACACUCUUCGGUGGAUCAACUAGAGAACCAUAGUUUUUUCGUCAAAUCAGUUGAUGAUUGAGAGUACUAGCUGCUCGGUGUUAUACAAGCUCCUAACGUUACUGGAUUGGUUAUGCCAUUGAACUUGUGGUAUACACGGUGCCUCAGGUCAAGGUGCACAUUAUGAUGAAACCUGGAGUCAUUAGGAAGAAGGCUCAAUUUUGCAGUCAUCAGUACACAAGGGAAGAAAAUGGAAAUUGAUCAUCUAGUGCAUACAAUAUUGCAGAACCAGAUGGAAUCCUUUAGUCUUCAGGUAUCAACAAAAGAAAAAUACUGAAGCUUGGGAGUCCAGGAUACCCUGACAUAAAGAAAGGAUCACUACAGAGAUAGAUCAAGUUUCAGUACUUCGAAUGUUAGAACAAAUAACGUCUAUAGAAGGUUUCAUGUAUCUAUAUUUGGCUAGUGAUAACUAACCAUUAUGUAUCAUUAACUGUUACUUAAUGCUACAGGAUUGUAGUAUUGAUAAGUGAGUGCAAGCAUGUAUGGUAAUCAGUAUGUGCAUCAUUUUUGAUGUCGUCUGACGAAGACAAAAAGGGGUUUCAGAUGUAAAGAGAAGGCAAAGAACCAUCUUAAUCGGAGAAAAGGACAUGGAAGGAGGUUUAAUUGGAGUCCAUGAAGAGAAAAGUGCUACAAUUUUUAAUUUGUUUACCAGACAUGCAACUGUCGCGACUAACAAUUAUAUGAAGCAGUUGUAAGUUUUGUUUGCACAUUUGACACUUUACCAAGCAGCUGCGACUCUUUGCAUCAGCAGAAAAUUUGCAGGCAGCGAAUUAAUCCUACAUCCCAAGCAGGAUUAAUUCGCUUGGAGAGAUGGAGAGAUGAAGGUUGGAGAUUUCCUUGCUUGUGCUGAAACUUAUGAUUUUGUGGUUUUUUAAAUAUAUAUUUUUUUUUAUUUUGAAAAGUUAAGCAGACUAGAAACAAAGAUUAGAGAUGCAUAGGAUUGUCCAAAGUGUUGGUUACCUUUAUCUCAUAAUUGUAUAAUCCUAGGAACUGAAAAGGAUAGUAAGGAUGAUGAAGU
This is a messenger RNA of Papaver somniferum (opium poppy), 2895 nucleotides long. Its product is annotated as putative pentatricopeptide repeat-containing protein At1g12700, mitochondrial. The coding region runs from base 125 to 1861 and encodes 578 amino acids. Gene Ontology annotation, molecular function: protein binding. NCBI's taxonomy places the organism in Eukaryota, Viridiplantae, Streptophyta, Magnoliopsida, Ranunculales, Papaveraceae. The transcript has 7 exons. The record is from RefSeq and is a predicted model, not a curated record.